UCCAUAAUUAAUUCUCAGAGAAAUUAAAAAAAAAAAAGUAGCAGAUAUGAAUCAUUUGCUUUCAACUCUUUUGUUUUUACUGCUAAUGCUCUCAUCAGGCCCGAAAAUGUAUGAAUGUGCAAGAGUCUUCACCAUAAUCAACUACUGCAAGGAAACGAUCUGGCCGGGAAUCACCCCCGGCGACAACUUCAACGGCGGCGGCUUCGAAUUAAAAUCAGGCCAAUCCAUUGUUUUCCAAGCCCCGGUCGGGUGGAGCGGUCGAAUAUGGGGUCGAACCGGUUGCAAGUUCGACAAGAACGGUGACGGUUCCUGCCAAACCGCCGACUGCGGCAACACCCUUAAAUGCAAAGCGUCGGGAAAAACACCGGCAUCGCUCGCGGAGUUCACGCUUUCCACCGUCGAUUAUUAUGACGUUAGCCUCGUCGACGGGUUCAAUCUCCCGAUAUCGAUCAAACCGAUCAAUGGCCAAGGGAACUGCAGCACUUGCGGUUGCGAUUCGGACCUGCGGGAAAGCUGUCCGAACGAGCUAGCGGUGAAGGGCGGCGGAAAUGGGAAGGCUAUCGGUUGCCGGAGUGCAUGCGACGUGUUCAACACGGAUCAAUAUUGCUGCCGAGGGACGUAUGGGAACCCUGUGACGUGUCAACCUACGUUCUACUCGAAGAAGUUUAAGGAAGCUUGUCCCACUGCUUAUAGUUAUGCGUAUGACGAUCCCACUAGUAUUUUCACCUGUGCCGGAACUGAUUAUGUUGUCUCCUUCUGCUCGGCCAGGAAUCAAACGGUCUGUUCAUACCAUGACCGCAAGCUUAUUUGCAGCAACAAUGCAAAUGGUUUACAUCCAUUGAUGGGAAGUUGGUGGUUUGCAAUGCCUGCACUGCUAUUUAUUGCUAAUCUAUGGAAUUAA
This is a messenger RNA of Hibiscus syriacus, 901 nucleotides long. Its product is annotated as pathogenesis-related thaumatin-like protein 3.5. Gene Ontology annotation, biological process: defense response. The transcript is spliced from 3 exons. Gene Ontology annotation, cellular component: extracellular region. Bases 47 to 901 code for a protein of 284 amino acids. Lineage: Eukaryota; Viridiplantae; Streptophyta; Magnoliopsida; Malvales; Malvaceae. The record is from RefSeq and is a predicted model, not a curated record.